This is a messenger RNA of Canis lupus familiaris (dog), 1505 nucleotides long. It is a transcript of the gene PPCS, whose product is annotated as phosphopantothenoylcysteine synthetase. Gene Ontology annotation, biological process: coenzyme A biosynthetic process. The record is from RefSeq and is a predicted model, not a curated record. Gene Ontology annotation, molecular function: phosphopantothenate--cysteine ligase activity. Gene Ontology annotation, cellular component: nucleus; cytoplasm. The transcript is spliced from 3 exons. The coding region runs from base 34 to 969 and encodes 311 amino acids. Lineage: Eukaryota; Metazoa; Chordata; Mammalia; Carnivora; Canidae.
AGCGUGCGCGAGUGCGGAGCGCGCCGGGGGCUCAUGGCGGAAGUGGACCUGGUCGCCGAGUUCCCCAAGCCGGCGGACGCGGCGCGCCGCGGCGAGGUCAUGGCUCGCUUCGCCGCCAGGCUGGGCGCGCAGGGCCGGCGCGUGGUGCUGAUCACGUCCGGCGGCACCAAGGUCCCGCUGGAGGCCCGGCCAGUGCGCUUCCUGGACAACUUCAGCAGCGGGCGGCGCGGGGCCUCCUCGGCCGAGGCCUUCCUGGCUGCGGGCUACGGGGUCCUGUUCCUGUACCGCGCUCGCUCCGCCUUCCCCUUUGCCCACCGCUUCCCGCCCCAGACCUGGCUGUCGGCGCUGCGGCCCUGCGGCGCGGCCCCUCCGGGCUUGCUGAGCCUGCAGGCCGAGGAGGAUGCUCUUCCGGGCUUCGCGGCGGCUCUGCGCAGCUACCAGGAGGCUGCGGCUGCCGGCACCUUCCUGGCCGUGGAGUUCACCACCUUGGCGGACUACUUGCACCUGCUGCAGGCUGCGGCCCAGGCGCUCAAUCCGUUGGGCUCUUCUGCGAUGAUUUACCUGGCUGCGGCCGUGUCAGAUUUCUAUGUUCCUGUCUCAGAAAUGCCUGAACACAAGAUCCAGUCAUCUAGGGGCCCACUGCAGAUAACAAUGAAGAUGGUGCCAAAAAUGCUUUCUCCUUUGGUUAAAGACUGGGCUCCCAAAGCAUUUACAAUUUCCUUUAAGUUGGAGACUGACCCUUCCAUCAUGAUCGAUCGUGCACGGAAUGCUUUGGAAGUUUAUCGACAUCAAGUGGUGGUGGCUAAUAGCCUUGAGUCACACGGGUCCUUUGUGAUUAUUUUAACGAAAGACUCAGAAACCAAGAUACUGCUGUCAGAGGAAGAAGCAGGAAAAGGCAUAGAUAUAGAAAAGAAGAUAGUAGAUGACCUUCAGUCUCGACACACAGUUUUUAUACAUGACAAAAACUGAAGUAAAAAGAAAAGCCUUUGUUUGUAGGAUCAAAAAUUGUUCAGUGGAUCAGGGCUCUUAUAAGUGGUAAAAACAAAUCCUUUGCUAUCAUAAAGACAAAAAAAUGAAGGGAAAAAACUGUGAGUGGUAUGCAGAUGAAUAUAGUUUGGUAUUUAUCUUUUAAAGAUCAUUUCAUACUCAGUAAAAUGAAAAAAGCAAAGCAGUUAUGAUCAAACCACCUGACACACUCACCUGAUUAUCACCUGGAUUGUGAAAAUGAACACGAACUGUUGCUCACCUUUUAAAAAAAGAGCUUAUUGGGAAUUAUAUUUCUCAGAAUCUACAUGUGAGGCCUGAAUAUCAACCUUCUUCAUAUUAUGAGGAUUAUGGAUGCAUGAAUGGCCAUGCCUUAACGAUCAAAUAUUUCUUGAUGGCCUACUAUGUGGUAGGCCCAGAGGAUUAUGAGGAUUAAAAAGAUGAAUAUAUAUGUCUCUGGGAAACAGAUGUAUGAAAAAUAAAGUGCAAUAAAGUGUGCCCAAAAGCCAACACAAUGGAAA